AUGGAAGUGCAGGAUGAGUACGACCCAUCAAUCGGCUUUCGCGUCAAGGGCAAGGCCAAACUGCGAGAUGCUCUCCAAGAUACCUGUGUCAUCUGUCUCGACAACGUCACCGAACGCGCCGUCGCCGUACCUUGCAACCACCUGAACUUCGACUUCCUCUGUCUCUUGAGCUGGUCUCAAGAACACCCUUCCUGCCCACUAUGCAAGGCCCCGCUGACUGCCAUCGAGUACGACUGGCGUUCUCCAACAGAUCGCAAGGUAUACACCAUCCCCAAGCAAGAGGACAAGUCCGAGACACCCGCCGUCGCAUCCGCCACAUCUCGCUUUCGUCCUCCUCGCCGACGACCUGCUACAUCACAUCGUCCGACACAUACAAGCCCGGACGCCGCUCUCGCUUUCCGUCGCCGAAUCUACGCAGACCAAAACUAUAGUCUCCACGUAGGCACAAAUCGCACCUCACAGUACCGCAACUUCACACCCGCCACAUUCACCACUUCUCCUGCUCUGCAGUCUCGUGCCCGUCUCUUCAUGCGCCGUGAGCUCCAAGUUUUUGAUUUCCUGGCUGAGAACAAUGCCAGACUCGGCUUCCUCAUCGAGUACAUUGUCGCUAUCCUCAAGACGACCGAAAUCAAAGAUGCCUCUGGCUCUGCAAGUACUCUAGUGGCCGAGUUNUUGGGAGCGAGUGCUGCGUCGCUGUUCCUGCACGAGUUGGAGGCUUGGUUACGAAGUCCAUACGAGAGACUGGAGGAUUGGGAUCGUCAUGUUCAGUAUGCGCCCAAGCGGCCUAGCUAUGGCAACGGACGACCAUGA
Molecule: messenger RNA, 810 nt
Organism: Aureobasidium vineae
Lineage: Eukaryota; Fungi; Ascomycota; Dothideomycetes; Dothideales; Saccotheciaceae
Source: the annotation of a GenBank genome assembly